AGAGAUCUUAGGCACCACGUCAAUACAAUGUCUUAACCUCAUUCUGUACGCACAGCCACAUUUAUGAGUGUAGUCGGUAAAUCCUUCAUCGCGUUCAGUGGGUGAUUGGGGGUCUGGCAGGAGAAGAGCCAAACAAAUGCCUUUUUAGUCCAGCUGAUCACUCUCGCCGAAGCUGAUCACUCCCGCUUUCCAUACGUUCUUAGCAUGAGCUCACGGCCGCGAUCCCCCGACACAGCAACUUCGGGGUUUCGGCGACUCAAGUACUCACAUUUGGCUCGCGGUGAUCCUUAUCCGCUCGUUUCUAUGCUUGACUACGGUACCGUAGGCUCCCUACUUACUUGCUAAGCGCUGAGCAUUGGCGUCUACGGACGCAAUGACUAACACGUUGUCCUCCGAGUUAGCCCCUAGCACUGAUCCCGCAGAGCUAGCCAAUCAGGCUCCGCCUUCAUUUGGGCACGCAAUGCACAAACUCUUUGAGUUUGACCCAUCUUAUGUCAACCUCAACCAUGGUUCAUAUGGUUCAUUACCCAUACCCGUUAGAGUUGCAUGCGAUAAACUUUCCGCUCGCGUCGAAGCCAACCCAGACAGAUUCUUGCGCAUAGAGUGCAUUCACCAUUGGAAUGAAGCUCGGACUCGAGUGGCCAAGUUGAUAGGCGCAGAAACCGAUGAGUGUGUCUUGGUGAAUAAUACGUCACACGGCGUAAAUACGGUUCUCCGCAAUUUUGACUGGAAUGAAGGGGAUAUCAUCAUUGGGACUACCACGACUUAUGGUGCUGUGUCCCGAGCGAUUAGGUAUAUUGGAGAUACCCCACCACACCCACAAGUGUCCACAUUCGAUCUUAGCUUCCCUAUCUCACACGCGGAGAUACUGGAGAAUUGGCGAGAACAUCUCCGCCAAGUGACCUCGGAAGGGGGCGAUCUCAAACAGACUCGCAAGGUUGUUGCUGUCAUAGAUGCCAUCGUAGCCAAUCCUGGCGCACGUCUUCCUUGGAAAGAAAUGGUGGCCAUUUGCAAGGAUGCAGAUGUUUGGUCGGUAGUCGAUGCUGCGCAUGCCAUUGGUCAAGAAGUAGAUAUUAACUUGUCGGAGGCGAAGCCCGACUUUUGGGUAUCAAAUUGUCACAAAUGGCUCUUUGCGAAAAGAAGUUGUGCAGUCCUUUAUGUUCCCAGACGGAAUCAUCAUGUUAUCAAAUCUCCUUUUCCCACUCCACACACUUAUCACUCACCUGAAGACGAACACUACAAUGGCCCAGAAGAUUUUGUGAAGCUUUUUCAAUGGACAGGAACCAUAGAUUAUAUUCCAUUCCUAAGUAUCAAUGCAGCCUUGGAUUUUAGACAGUGGCUUGGCGGCGAGCACAAGAUAAACGAAUACACUCACAAUCUUGCUAUCGCCGGCGGAAAACACCUAGCAAGUCUUCUGGGAACCAGCGUGAUGGACCCUGAGGGUGACCUCACUUUGAACAUGGUCAACGUGGAACUGCCCAUUCCUGGUGACAUUAAAUAUUCAGAUGAAGUCAAUUCUCUGGUACUGAAUACAUUGUUGCUUGAGUGGAACACGUACGCCGCUCAUUACUACCACAAUGGGAAAUGGUGGACAAGGUGUAGCGCGCAGGUGUGGAACGAGAUUUCGGAUUUCGAAGUUCUCGCCAAUGCUUUGAAGGAUGCGUGUCAGAAAGUAGUGAAGUUUUCGAAGCAAUAAGUAGUUGGUUCAUCACGUAGUAGGAAAGUAUUCCCCAAGGCAGAGAUCGAACAAAUAUAAUAUUAUAGACUGAAUGGAAGUAUGCGAAGAGCCCGCGUUUUGGAAAU
This is a messenger RNA of Suillus fuscotomentosus, 1803 nucleotides long. RefSeq names its product pyridoxal phosphate-dependent transferase. Lineage: Eukaryota; Fungi; Basidiomycota; Agaricomycetes; Boletales; Suillaceae. The record is from RefSeq and is a predicted model, not a curated record. The coding region runs from base 374 to 1696 and encodes 440 amino acids. The transcript is spliced from 10 exons.